Molecule: messenger RNA, 945 nt
Organism: Chrysemys picta bellii (western painted turtle)
Lineage: Eukaryota; Metazoa; Chordata; Testudines; Emydidae
Source: RefSeq, a predicted model, not a curated record
AACUCUGAGCUCUAAGCCCCAAGACAAGCAGCCGUUGAGAGUCUUGUUAGUUUCAAGCUGCUGCUGAAACAAUGUUGGUAGUAUGUGCACAGAAAGAGAAGAGAAACAGAAAGGGAAGACGUGGAGAGAGAGAGAAUUGGAAAGCGAGAAAAGAGAUAAAUAAGCGGGAUACACAAAGGAGGUAUAUGAAAAAAAUCAGGACCACAAGGAAAUGAAGCUCAAGAAAUCGAAGUAAAAAGAAAGAAAAGUUGGAUGCAGCAGAAUGCAGCAAGAGAAAAAACAGAAUUAUGUGCAUGCAGAAAAUUAACACUGAAAAACAUAAGUAAUACUUAGCAACAAACAAAAAUGGAAGUAAUGAAAAUGUAAUGCAGAAAGCUCAUAUAACUAUUUUGACUACAUUUUUCAAGAUUUUCUUCCCUGGAAAGUUUACCAGAACCAAACAAAGAUGGUAUAUUCCAAGGACUGAGAAUGGACCAAGGUUUCUACACAUCUAAAGAUUUUCUACCACUGGUAGCAAUGGCAAGUAAACCAGGAAUGUGUGCCUGUCACUCUCCAUUGCCAUUGAUACAGGGAACUGUAAUUGUACUUGGAGCAGGAGACACUGCUUUUGAUUGUGCAACAUCUGCUUUACGCUGUGGAGCUCGCCGUGUAUUUGUGGUCUUCAGAAAGGGAUUCACUAAUAUCAGGGCUGUCCCUGAGGAGAUGGAACUUGCAAAAGAAGAAAAGUGUGAAUUUCUGCCUUUCCUCUCACCUCGGAAGGUUGUAGUGAAAGGUGGACGAAUUGUUGCUAUGGAAUUUGUUCGAACUGAGCAAGCUGAAACUGGACACUGGAUUGAAGAUGAGGAUCAGAUUGUCCGUUUGAAGACAGAUGUGGUGAUCAGUGCCUUUGGUUCAGUUUUAGGUGACCCUAAAGGUAAUGCUCAGCUGUAAUAUGCUAUAUUAAAG